AUGAGGCGGUACUUAGUGAGAAGUGUUCCGAGAGAGAGCUGCGCAACUCAAGCUGAGCUCCCAUUCCGAACUGGCGUCAGUGCGAACGGUGCCCCCCAGGAAAAGACUCCUCUGUGCUUCAGGUCGACGCCACUCCGGGUGAAUGAAGCGUUCUGUCCAUGCGGAGGCUAGCGCUGGUUCUUCUGCCCUGUGCUCUCGCCGUACUAGUGCACUUGUGGUCGGCCCAACGACGGUGCUCCGCGCCGCUGGACAACGACACACACUCGGAUGGGGUGGUACCGUCUUAUGAAGUUCUGGUGGGAGUUCUAUCGGCCAGACAGCAUUACAAACUGCGACAAGCCAUAAGGGACACCUGGCUGGGCUACCUGCACCAACACCCUCAAUUCAAGUACAGAGUGGGGGUGAAGUUUAUCGUGGGCAAAUAUGGGUGCCCCAUCCCGCAGGAGGACAGAGAAGAUCCUUACUCCUGCUCCCUUCUCAACAUCACUGAGCCUGAGGCAGGACAGGAUACCGAGAGAGAAAUCGUGAUGGUGUCCGACCCCAAGGUGCUGGUCCCCUCUGAUGUGUCUGCUGUUGCCUUGGAUUUUAAGGUGCUCCACCCGGUGGUGAUCACUAAACUUGGGGUGUUUCCCCGAAGAGCCCAGCCUGAACUUAGGAGCAAUGUGACUGUAAAGCUCCUGCAACUGGAUCAGGAGGAGGCUAUAGUAACUGCUCGCUUCAGCGCCAUCAGUACAGGGACCCUCAUAAGCGGAAUAUGGUACAAACCAGUGGAGCAGUUUAUCUUGCCCAAGGGUUUUGAGGGGACACUAGUAUGGGAGAGUUCAGACGUAGAAGUACUGACCACAGUCAACUCGUCCUGUGUGCAGCUCAAUGAUGGAGGAGGUGUACUCAAGAUCUCCUCUAUUGCAGAGGGCAUCCUGCCCCACAGAAGUGCUCUUGGAUUUCCUGGUUUGGCCGGAGGAUUCACCUUUACCAUUUAUGACAGGAGCAGUUUGUUUGAGCUCCUGCAGGGCCGUCCAGCAAGGAUGGAACGCCACGCCGCGGGGCUGAGGCAGGAGGACUCCGCCUUGGAGCAAGAGAGCCUGAGGCACGGCGACAUGGUGUUCGUAAAUGUGGUGGACACCUACAGAAGUGUGCCUUCCAAACUGCUUCAGUUCUACAAAUGGUCUGUGGGAAACAUUAAUUUCAGUCUGCUCCUGAAGACUGAUGAUGAUUGUUACAUCGACAUGGACUCAGUAUUAAUGAAGAUGGAGCGCAAUGGUCUCAAGCGUAGCCAUUUUUGGUGGGGAAAUUUCAGACAGAGCUGGGCAGUGGAUCGGAUCGGGAAGUGGCAAGAGCUCGAGUAUCCCAGUCCCGCCUACCCGGCCUUUGCGUGUGGAUCUGGCUAUGUGGUGUCACGUGACCUGGUGCAGUGGCUCGCCAGUAAUGCAGAUAGUCUAAAGGCCUACCAGGGAGAAGACGUGAGCAUGGGAAUAUGGAUGGCAGCUAUCGGACCACAGAAGUAUCAGGACGCCAGCUGGCUGUGUGAAAAGGAAUGUUACCUGGACAUGCUGUCGUCCCCUCAGCACACAGCAGAGGAGCUGCGUGGGCUGUGGCACCGGAAGAGGACGUGUGGUGACCCCUGUGGAUGUCCCUGGGGGCAGUAAGGACCGGAUCGCACUCAACGUGCAGAUCUGCACACUUCUGACAUAUCGGCUUCCGCGCAUUCUUCAUACCUCAAAUUGUGAUGUGUGUGUUUUUAUGAAUUAGAAUAUCUGAUACAUGACAACAAGCUUUUAAAAAAAAAUCAAAGAUGACAGCUUUUCUGUGCUUUUACCCAGUCAUUGUUGUCAUUGUGCAAAAUAGGGACGUUGCCUUAUUGUAUCUGUAGUAGUGGCACAGAUUUUACUUGGACAAAUCAUUGUACAAUUUGCAACACAGACUUUGGAACUUGAAUCCUUUGCAGGACAUAAAGAAAACGUCAAAAGA
This is a messenger RNA of Syngnathoides biaculeatus (alligator pipefish), 1968 nucleotides long. RefSeq names its product beta-1,3-N-acetylgalactosaminyltransferase 2 (gene b3galnt2). The transcript is spliced from 12 exons. Gene Ontology annotation, molecular function: hexosyltransferase activity. Gene Ontology annotation, cellular component: membrane. The coding region runs from base 159 to 1646 and encodes 495 amino acids. The record is from RefSeq and is a predicted model, not a curated record. NCBI's taxonomy places the organism in Eukaryota, Metazoa, Chordata, Actinopteri, Syngnathiformes, Syngnathidae.